AUGCAGCUUGAAAAGGUAGUGUGUGGAAGAGGCGGUCCAAGGCGGCGUGGACCCCCGAGAAGACUGGGACCAGGCAGCAGCCGCGGCGUGGGCUCCCGGCGCUCCUCCCGCCUCCCAGCCCGUCGCACGCCGAUGCCCCCGCCCACCGCGCCUGCUGCAAGUCAGGGACUCACGAGCAGCAAACAUACCGGGGAACUUGCUCCUCGAGGGGAAGGUGGGCCCGGCAACCUGACCCUGCGCGCAGCCCAGAGAAGCGAAAACUUGUGGAAAUCGGACCAUGCCCUCGGGGUACGGAGUCAAGGACACAGGUCCCCAACGGGCACAAGAAACAGGUAG
This is a messenger RNA of Physeter macrocephalus (sperm whale), 336 nucleotides long. RefSeq lists its product as uncharacterized. Lineage: Eukaryota; Metazoa; Chordata; Mammalia; Artiodactyla; Physeteridae. The coding region runs from base 1 to 336 and encodes 111 amino acids. The record is from RefSeq and is a predicted model, not a curated record. The transcript has 2 exons.